Messenger RNA from Dermacentor andersoni, 923 nucleotides. It is a transcript of the gene Prosalpha4, whose product is annotated as proteasome alpha4 subunit. Gene Ontology annotation, cellular component: proteasome core complex, alpha-subunit complex; proteasome core complex. The record is from RefSeq and is a predicted model, not a curated record. Lineage: Eukaryota; Metazoa; Arthropoda; Arachnida; Ixodida; Ixodidae. Gene Ontology annotation, biological process: ubiquitin-dependent protein catabolic process.
UAGCCUUCGAGCCGGCCGAGCUGCAGCAUUCGGCCAGUUCGGCGUGCUUAAAAUUGUGUUGUCAUUGCGUACUUGGUAGACAGCGGGAUUCGUUGCUGCUUUAGUUUAAAUCAUGGGCACUGCACGAUAUGACCGGGCAAUCACUGUAUUUUCCCCAGAUGGUCAUCUUUUUCAAGUCGAGUACGCUCAAGAAGCCGUAAAAAAGGGGUCUACAGCGGUUGGCAUCAAAGGUGCAAAUAUAGUUGUCCUCGCCGUGGAAAAGAAAUCUGUGGCCAAAUUACAGGAGGAACGGACAGUGCGGAAGAUCUGUCUUCUCGAUGACCAUGUUGUCAUGGCCUUUGCAGGUCUUACCGCCGAUGCAAGAAUACUGAUUGACCGAGCUAGGGUGGAAUGUCAAAGCCACAAACUCACUGUAGAAGACCCCGUCACGCUGGAGUACAUCACUCGCUACAUCGCCCAGUUGAAACAGAGGUACACACAGAGUAAUGGCCGACGACCGUUUGGGAUCUCUGCUCUUAUUGCUGGGUUUGACUUCGAUGGCACACCUAGGCUCUUUCAGACUGAUCCAUCUGGUGUUUACCAUGAGUGGAAGGCAAAUGCCACCGGAAGGAGUGCCAAGACAGUACGUGAGUACCUUGAGAAGAACUAUUCUGCAGAUAAGAUGGAGUCCGACGAAGGUGCAGUGAAGCUAGCAAUACGUGCUCUACUGGAGGUUAUCCAAGGCCACAACCUGGAAGUGGCAGUGAUGGAGCGUGGGAAGCCAUUGAAGAUGCUGGAAGCAAAGGAGAUUGAAAAGUAUGUUGAAGAAAUUGAGAAGGAAAAAGAAGAUGAAGCUGAGAAAAAGAAACAGAAGAAGUAGCAGCUGAUUCCUCUGAGAGUGUAACCAACAAUGUUUUAUCAGUAAAUCUGAAUUCAUCAUUGUA